Molecule: messenger RNA, 2648 nt
Organism: Phialemonium atrogriseum
Lineage: Eukaryota; Fungi; Ascomycota; Sordariomycetes; Cephalothecales; Cephalothecaceae
Product: heterokaryon incompatibility protein
Exons: 1
Coding region: 128-2485 (785 amino acids)
Source: RefSeq, a predicted model, not a curated record
UUGUGACCCAGCCACACCAACAGGGGUUAUUAAAACCGGCCCAUCUCCGCAGUUUGUCAACAAUCAAUCCCAAAUUCCAACCAAAACCAGACCAAAGAGUCAAGCGGCGACCGAGAACCGAUUGAAGAUGAAGUCUGGUAUCGGUCGCCCAGUGGUGGCGUCAAUCGUGCCUGGGCAGCAGCACGAGAUCGAUACAGGAGCGGAUGCACCGAGGGAGUGUUGCGGGGUGUGCGACAUAAUCCUCGACGCAAUGCUCAGCGCUCGAGACUUGGGAAACAAUCAAACCUGGGAACUGGGCGGCGGCUCCGAGAUCCUCAACAGCUCCGAGUGCGAGGCACACAAUGCAUUCUUCGGGUCCUUCUUACAUGCCGAGCCCAAUCACGACAGCAGGUCGAUGUCCAUCUGCUUGUACAAGGGCCGCGUUUUCCUGUAUGUGACCAGGACCGGCAAGGACGGCCAGCGAUGGACGAGUUCACCAGAAGAGUUUCUAUUGCUUCAGCCAUCUGCUGGUACCCAAGGCGUCUGCAUGGGGAGAUCGGUGGACAGGAACUAUGUCAGCACCAACCUCAUCCGGCAGUGGAUGUCGUACUGCGAAGAUAACCACGGAUCCGCCUGCUCGUCCGCGGGGCGGCGCCCAUCCAUGUCCAUCUCAUGGUUCGUCGACACGGAGACAAACUGUCUGGUGCCGGCACCCGAGGGUUCUCGCUACGUGGCGUUGAGUUACGUCUGGGGCAAGGUUCCGAUGUUAAAGGCCCUCAAGGCCAACGUGCUGGCACUGCAGAAACCGGGUGCCCUCAGCCGAGAGUUCGCCGCCGAGAUCCCGUCCACGAUCCGACAUGCCAUGAGUCUCGUGAGAUCGUUGGGCGAGAGGUAUCUAUGGGUUGAUUCCCUAUGCAUCGUCCAAGAUGACGAGGAGUCCUUCCGGCUCCACAUCCGACAUAUGGCGUCUAUUUUCGAAGCCGCUGCUCUCACAGUAGUUGCGGCUGACGGUACGGACGCGAACUAUGGACUGCAUGGACUCAGGAACACCUCAGUGGCAAGGUCCCUCCCGCCGGUGUUGCCUCUGGGCGAGCAGAUUGGAAUCACGACUAGACUCUGCGGCCUCGUGCGCCGAUCAGCCUGGGCCACACGAGGCUGGACACUGCAAGAGCACCUGUUUUCUAGGCGGAUGCUUGUGUUCAUUGAUGGAUCUGUACGGUGGUUCUGCUGCGAGAACACAUACUAUGAGGAUGUUGAUUCACCGCUGGAUAUCGAUCCCUCAACCACUGGUUUCGACGGUGGAGACCACGCUGAGGGGCGCUCCCUUCAAGAGCUAUCCCUCAACUAUCCCGACUUGUCGAGACUUGUCAACUUACUUGCCGACUACGGCGGAAGGCUGCUCACCUACGAACAAGACGUCAUACCAGCCAUCUUGAGCACUUUCCAGGCUCUAAACAGGGCCUUCCCAAGAGGCUUCAUCCACGGUCUCCCAGUGUCCUUCCUGGAUGCAACGUUGAUAUGGCGGCGUCGUGGGAGCCCAUUAAAGCUUCGAAGGUCACCGUCGGAUUCUCAAGAUGGCUGGCCGCCAAGCUGGACGUGGGCCGGGUGGAAGGGCCGGAUUCACUCCCUAUGCUGGACUUCCAAAAACUACAUCAAGAACCCGACUUUCAAUAUGGCAACAGCACACUGGAAGCCCUAUCAGGCCAUCCCCUUCCUCAAAUGGCACACCUGCUCAGCCGUAAAUUCGGAACAACGUCAGAUCCAGCAUCAGAACGAGUGGCAUGAGUUCAAGGUGUCAUACAUGGGGAAGGCAGACGGGCUUCCUCCCGGCUGGCAUUAUCAGCGGGAAGGAAUGGAGGCUCAAGGGGAGGAGUCGGAAAAGCCGUACCAAGACAUGAGCCGGUUCCGCGAUCCGCUCUGCCCCGUCGACUCCGAGGCGGAUCUGCAAACGCCGUAUUUCUACACGCACGACUCGAGCCCGGGGAUCAAAUUCUGGCACCCGGUCCCCAUCGGCCGGGGAGACGCAGAAUCAACCCUCCCGCAAGCUGGGUACGGUAGAUAUCUCUGCGCGAAGACACAGCAGGCGCGGUUGUGGGCUGCCCGGCCGCCGCAGAACUGCUCGUUCCCUCUUGCGGUGUCUUACCAGGGACCUGACAGGUUUGUGGCACCCUUGUUCAGCACCGUCCUGGGCGUUGAGAUUGUCCUGAGGGAUGGCGCUGGGUCCGACGUCGGCGAGCUGUCGAUCGAUGGCGUGGAUGACCUUGAGCAUGUCAAGGGGUACGAGGCCGUGGAGGGUGAGAGCGGGUAUGCGUGUGAUCUGGUUGCUAUAUCCCGUGGGUUUGACUUUGCUGAGCCUAUGGUUCCGGAGAGGGAGACGUAUACUUUUUAUAAUGUCUUGUGGGUUGUGUGGAUUGAUGGCGUUGCGUAUCGCAGAGGGGUUGGCCGGGUGAUAAGGGGAACAUGGGAAGGUUUGCAACGGGAAGACAUUGGUCUGAUUCUUGGAUGAAGAAGAGCAACCACACAAACGACACUCUGUCAGGCUCAACCGGGAGGCCUCGCGCUCAACAGUUUGUGUUUUUGGGGUGGUUUCUCCUCAUGCAGAAACAAUAAGUACCUUGAUGUCCAGAUUAGUGUACUCUUGUCAUAGCCAACCAGCGUAAAGUGGCAUG